Messenger RNA from Cyprinus carpio (common carp), 5279 nucleotides. It is a transcript of the gene atp11a, whose product is annotated as ATPase phospholipid transporting 11A. Gene Ontology annotation, cellular component: endoplasmic reticulum; recycling endosome; trans-Golgi network. Lineage: Eukaryota; Metazoa; Chordata; Actinopteri; Cypriniformes; Cyprinidae. Gene Ontology annotation, molecular function: ATP hydrolysis activity; ATPase-coupled intramembrane lipid carrier activity; ATP binding. The record is from RefSeq and is a predicted model, not a curated record. Gene Ontology annotation, biological process: phospholipid translocation.
AGUCCCCGUAGGCGCGUGGGUGUAGCCGAGGAGUGCGCGUGCGCGUGCGCUCACGGGGCUCGUGACGUUCCGGUGCUAACCGACGGAGAGCUCUACUACACACCGAGAAGAAGCAGCGCGAGUGCGGCAGCACACCAGAGGGACGCUGGACAACGAAGAAGUGGCCAGUCCCUUAACAUAUUAAGGCAAAACCUGGGAAAACGAGAGCGUGUUGUUUUUCUCCUCCGUCAGAGAGUGUGUUUGUAGUGUGUCACUAUGACAACGUUUGGACUUUACACAGUAGCCUUCAUCUUCUUCUUCAUCUCAGUAACGUUAGGCGCUGCUCUGUAGAUAUCAUAAUCACAGCAGUCGCGUAGGACUCUCCGUUGUCAAGCCUUGAAAAAGAAGCCGCAGAAGUAAGUCAUGGAUCAGAGAUUUGCUACAAUGAUCAGCUAGCGUCUUGUGUGUCCGUUCUUCAAGAUCAGAGGAGACAGCGAAGCCCGCGCACCUGGAGCAGAAUGGAUUUGAGUAGCAUCAGGAAGCUCAUCACUCGAUACUGUACAGGAGAGGAGAGCUGGGUGGACAGCAGGACAGUUUAUAUUGGACAGAAAGAGCCUCCACCAGGAACAGAAGCGUACAUUCCACAGAGAUUUCCUGACAACAGAAUUGUAUCCUCAAAGUAUACUUUCUGGAAUUUUAUACCGAAGAAUCUCUUUGAGCAGUUCAGAAGAAUCGCCAAUUUCUAUUUUCUGAUCAUCUUUCUAGUGCAGCUGAUCAUUGACACACCUACCAGUCCUACGACCAGCGGUCUGCCUCUUUUCUUUGUCAUCACUGUCACAGCCAUUAAACAGGGCUAUGAGGACUGGAUCAGGCACAAAGCGGACAACGCUAUAAACCAAUGUCCAGUCCACAUCAUCCAACAUGGCAAAGUCGUACGCAAACAGAGUCAAAAGCUACGGGUGGGUGAUAUUGUCCAGGUUAAAGAGAACGAGACAUUUCCAUGUGACCUCAUACUGCUGUCCACCAGUAGAGAAGACGGAACAUGUUUUGUCACAACAGCCAGCUUAGAUGGAGAGUCCAGCCAUAAGACCUAUUAUGCAGUUCAGGACACAAAGGCAUUCAACACAGCGGAGGAGGUGGACACACUACACGCUACGAUAGAAUGCGAACAACCCCAGCCAGACCUGUACAAAUUUGUGGGACGAAUCAAUAUUUAUUUGGAUCGAGACGAGCCCAUCGUGAGACCCCUGGGUUCUGAGAACCUGCUGCUACGUGGAGCCACACUGAAAAACACAGAAUACAUACAUGCUGUGGCCAUCUAUACGGGCAUGGAAACCAAGAUGGCCCUCAACUACCAGUCCAAGUCUCAGAAACGCUCCGCUGUUGAAAAGUCUAUGAACGCCUACCUGAUUGUGUACCUCUGCAUUCUGAUCAGUAAAGCUCUGAUCAAUACUGUCCUGAAAUAUGCCUGGCAGGCCAACCCAAACAGAGAUGAGCCCUGGUACAACCAGAAAACCGAGACUGAGAGGCAACGGCAUGUAUUAAUCCGGGCAUUCACAGAUUUCCUCGCCUUCAUGGUUCUGUUCAACUACAUCAUUCCUGUGUCCAUGUAUGUGACUGUGGAGAUGCAGAAGUUCCUUGGCUCAUACUUCAUCCUGUGGGAUGAUGACAUGUUUGAUGAGGAGCUCGGAGAGGGACCGCUCGUCAAUACCUCAGAUCUUAAUGAGGAACUUGGACAGGUGGAAUAUGUCUUCACUGACAAGACUGGCACUUUGACAGAAAAUAACAUGGAGUUGAGGGAGUGUUGUGUAGAUGGCCAUGUUUACGUGCCACAUGCCAUCUGUAAUGGGCAGAUCUUACCUGGAGCUACCGGAAUGGAUAUGAUCGACUCCUCUCCGGGCGUAGAUGGAAAGGAGCGAGAGGAGCUGUUUUUCCGUGCGCUGUGCCUCUGUCACACAGUCCAGGUGAAGGAAGAGGAGACAGUGGAUGGAAUUAAGAGAGGAAUCCAUCAGGGCAAAUCCACCUCCUUCUACAUCUCCUCCUCUCCAGACGAGGUUGCGCUGGUGGAGGGCAUGAAAAGGUUGGGCUUCACCUAUCUCCGUCUGAAGGACAGUCACAUGGAGAUCCUCAACAGAGAGGAUGAGAUGGAGAGAUUUGAGCUGUUGGAGGUGUUGAACUUUGAUUCAGUGAGGAGGAGAAUGAGUGUUAUCGUAAGAUCAAGCUCAGGAGACUACUAUUUGUUCUGUAAAGGUGCGGAUUCUUCUGUUUUCCCACGGGUGGUUUCUGGAAAGGUGGAGCAGGUCAGAGCGCGAGUGGAGCACAACGCUGUGGAGGGCUUACGGACUCUUUGUGUUGCUUAUAAGAAGCUGACUCAUGAGGAGUAUGAGGAAACAUGCCAUCUCCUCAACCGCGCUAAACUAGCUCUGCAGGAUCGCGACAAGAAACUGGCUGAAGCUUAUGAUGUCAUCGAAAAGGAUUUCAUCCUGCUUGGAGCCACGGCUGUGGAAGAUAGGCUGCAAGAUAAAGCAGCCGACACCAUUGAGUCCCUGCACAAGGCUGGUAUGAAGGUUUGGGUCCUCACAGGGGACAAAAUGGAGACGGCGGCAGCCACAUGCUAUGCCAGUAAGUUGUUCCAUCGCAAUACACAAAUCCUGGAACUGACAACCAAGCGGACAGAGGAGCAGAGUCUCCACGACGUCCUGUUUGAUCUGAGCAGAACUGUCCUGAGACAGCAUGGCAGCAUGACCAGGGACACUUUCUCAGGGCUCUCAGGUGAUUACCAAGACUAUGGUCUGAUAAUCGAUGGGGCGACACUGUCAGCUGUUCUGAAGCCAACACAGGAAGUAACCAGCAACGGAGGGAACUAUAAGGAGAUUUUCCUGGAAAUCUGCAGGAACUGCAGUGCUGUUCUCUGCUGCCGCAUGGCACCCUUACAAAAAGCACAGAUUGUUAAGAUGAUAAAAGCAUCUAAAGAACGCCCCAUCACACUGGCCAUCGGGGACGGAGCCAAUGAUGUCAGCAUGAUUCUGGAAGCUCACGUGGGCAUAGGAAUCAUGGGUAAAGAGGGGCGUCAGGCGGCCCGUAACAGCGACUAUGCAAUUACUAAGUUCAAACACCUGAAGAAGAUGCUGCUGGUACACGGACACUACUACUACAUCAGGAUCGCUGAGCUGGUCCAGUACUUCUUCUAUAAGAAUGUGUGCUUCAUCUUCCCUCAGUUUCUCUAUCAGUUCUUCUGUGGCUUCUCUCAGCAGCCACUGUAUGACACGGCAUAUCUGACCCUGUACAAUAUCAGCUUCACCUCAUUACCCAUCCUCCUCUACAGUCUGAUGGAGCAGCACAUCAACAUGGACAUCCUCAAACGGGACCCUACUCUCUACAGAGAUAUUGCCAAGAAUUCCCUCCUGAGAUGGCCCACCUUCAUCUACUGGACAUUUCUGGGGGUUUUUGAUGCCGUGGUCUUCUUCUUUGGUGCUUUCUUCCUUUUUGACAACACAACCUUCACCAGCAACGGCCAGCUAAUGGCCACCAACACACAGAUGAUGUUUGGAAACUGGACCUUUGGAACACUUGUAUUCACUGUCCUGGUGUUCACGGUCACGCUAAAGCUUGCCCUGGACACACAUUACUGGACGUGGAUCAACCACUUUGUCAUAUGGGGGUCACUGCUUUUCUAUGUCAUCUUCUCCCUCCUGUGGGGAGGCAUCAUUUGGCCUUUCCUGAACUAUCAGAGGAUGUACUAUGUGUUCAUGCAGAUGUUGUCCAGCGGUCCUGCAUGGCUCAGUAUCAUUCUGCUGAUUAUAGUCAGUCUGCUACCUGAUGUGGUGAAGAAAGUGUUGUGUAGAGCUCUAUGGCCCACUACCACAGAGAGAAUACAGAAUGCCGAUAAGUUGUAUAAGGGCCACCUGUCCGAGUUCACCCCACUGUCCUCCCUCCAUGCUCCACCUGUGCGGAAACACGACAGACAUGGCAACGAAAACCAGAACCGCACCCAUCGCAGGUCUGACUCCUCCCCUCCCAAAAAACUGAUGUGUACCUACUGGGGGGGGAGGCCUGACUACUGCACCUUCAGCUCCUUCCUCCGAAUAGGAGAAAACCCAAGAUUCUCUGGGCCAGCUUACGCCUACAGCACACCGGGACCCGAGACGUCCGUAUGACAGUCUCGGGCCGUAUAAAAGAAAUAGUCUACUUAUCCAAACGAAUUAGCCCUCGAUUAUUCCAGAGUCAAGAUUGGGACACAAUCUUGGCUUGUUACCCUUUAUCUGAAACAAAAGCACUGAAAGGCGUUCUUAUGGUAUACGCUAAUGGGCUAGGGAUGCUGUGUGUUAAUUUAGAAGCUGGAGGAAGGCCAAACUGAAUUGGCUGCACCAAUUGUGAGUGUGGCGUACUGCGCUUAGCGGCCUUGGGACCUAUUUACCUUGUUUUCUUUGUGUGUACGUUUAAAUGUGAGAGUGUGUUUCCCUUACACUGUGGGUUUACGUGUUGGCUAACCUACCCUUGAAAAUCCUUCAUGUGAAAAAUGCCUUGAAACCUACACUGGGCAGUAGUUAGCACAAACCUUUCCAUCUCAAACACAACCCCUACCACUAAAUAUAAAUGUGGAUGACAGUUAAAAUGGCCUUGGAUGCUGUCAAAACUGACGGUCCUGUUUUUUCUUCUUCUUUUCUUUGUUCUCUGUUGUCUCCCUUUCUCUUUUUUGCCCUGUGCUCCUUCUCUUUUCUUGUCCUACUUUUUUAUAGAACAAACUGGUGUUGCCUUUGUGCAAACCUGUUGUCGAGGAACACUCCAUAGCCUGCGAUUGUCUUUGUCCGAUUGCAUUGUAAGUGGCUAAAUUUGGCCAUUUCUGUUGCUGCACUGUACUAGAGCGAACUCGGUGUGUAUGUGCACAUGUGUGCGUGUGCGAGUGUGAAAGUAGGCCUUUGUUAGAACAACUACAAGAAGACAAAUUGUAACUGGACUGUCAUUAUGUUUCACCCUUUAACUUUCAAAAAGGUGGAAAUCCACUCAUGUUCUACUGUUCCAAAGUUUGUAAAACCAUUGACUUGUGUCAUUAUGACAACCAGUUACUCUUUCCUAGCUGCUUGACGAUUUGCUUUAAAAUUCUGUAGUUCCUUAUGUAUAACCAGUCCUUUAGUUUUUUAGUGUAGAACCAGAUACAGAAUGCUAAAGGCUAAGCUAGCCACCUUAGCUUGACUGUUCUGCCUUAAUGCUAAUGUUUCCCAUCUUUUACACCGCAGUUUGGAACCAAAGGUUGUGAAAUACGGAGUAUUUAAAUGCGUGUUAUUUGCCUUAUGAUAAAA